Molecule: messenger RNA, 490 nt
Organism: Impatiens glandulifera
Lineage: Eukaryota; Viridiplantae; Streptophyta; Magnoliopsida; Ericales; Balsaminaceae
Exons: 3
Coding region: 102-293 (63 amino acids)
Source: RefSeq, a predicted model, not a curated record
AAGAAACCCUAAUAAAUCAAGCUAGGUUUGAUCUGUUCAGUAAACGAAGAAAACCCGUUCGUUUUGAUUAGAUUGAGCAAAGAGAAGAAGAAGAAGAAGAAAUGGGGGUAAUGAACAGAUUGAAGAUUUUCGUAGUGCAGGAGCCUGUUGUAGCUGCAUCUUGUCUAAUCGCUGGCGUUGGCCUUUUUCUUCCUGCUGUUGUAAGGCCAAUGUUGGACAACUAUGAAACUUCUAAAAAGGUUCCUCAGAUCCCUCUUAGCGAUGUUGUUGAAGGCAUGACAGGUAAGAAGUGAGGUGGUUGCAGAGAAGCAGAUUCUGCAAUAAACAUUCUUUUGAAACACUUCAAAUGUUGUUCAGAAUUUACAAUAAGGUUUUGAGUUCAUCCUUAUACUGCGAAAACACAAGAACAUAUUUAUGUUUCUGAACCUGUUCUUUCUUUUAGAUGAUGAUGGUGAUGUCUAUCAUCAUACAUUUUUCUUGGUUUUGUAAA